AUGAAAUUCAAUUUCGUGAAAUUCAAAUUUAAUUUUAAACCUUCAGUUUCUUAUUUUGUGAAAACCAAGAUGGAUGUGCACAUAGAUGACUAUACAUUCGAAAGCAUACUUGGAAAGGGAACAUUUGGAACUGUAUAUUUAGUGAAAAGGAAGAAAGACUCAAAGCCAUUUGUUAUAAAAGCACAAGAUUUAAAUGCAGCAAACCACUCGCCUUCUGAGAGAACACUAGGAGAGAUACGAUGUCUACAAAAAUUGAGACAUCCAAACAUAGUGUUUUAUUAUGGAGCAUGGAAAAAUAAUAAUUACAGUUAUAUCCUUCUUGAAUAUGCAACUAGAUGUACUCUCAAGGAUUUGCUAGAAAAACGAGAAAUACCACUUAAGGAGGAGGAUGCAUUGUAUCUGUUUUCGCAAGUUACUUUGGGAGUACAUCACAUUCACUCGAACAAAAUUCUUCAUCGAGAUCUAAAACCGGAAAAUAUCAUGUUAACUGGCAGCCGUGGGGACAUCGUUAAAAUUGGUGACUUUGGUCUUUCAAAAAAUAUCCAAGAAGAUGCGAUAACUUGUCACGCAGGAUCUUAUUACUAUAUGGCUCCGGAAGUGCUAAGUGUACAGCCGUAUGAACUUAAGUGUGAUAUAUGGAGCAUGGGCGUUAUACUGUACGAAAUGGUUACGAAGAGAUUUCCGUUUCCGGCCACGAGUCUAGCGGAAAUUACGAAAUUAGUGCAUAAUAGCCCGCCGAAGCCUUUACCGCAGUGGAUGUCAUCAUUUAUUGUGAAUCUAAUAUCGAAGAUGUUGAGAAAGAACAGUUUAUGUCGACCUCGUACUGAUCAGCUCGUGCUUUGCCCUUUCCUUGUACCUUACAUUAUUCGAGUAUAUUUGAAUCUUGGGCAAACGUAAUCGUAUCCGAAGAUGUGGUGGAUCUUGUUAUUAAGCUGCUGGUCAUAUCCUUCGUGGAGUAUGACUUGGUAUCCUCCAGCUACCUUGAAGGCGAUGCACGGGGAACAAAUAGAUCUCGUGGAUACUAACUCUACUAGUCCUCUCUGGACAAGAAAUACUGCGAGCAAUGGCGUUUCAAUUGAUGGACCUGAAUCCGUCGAUUUGAUUGACUCAGGGCAAUCUCCCAUCAAUUCCGUCGAUCGCGACCGAGAACCGCUGGACGAAGUAGAGCGCAUCGAACCUAGGCAGUGGCCAGGCAAACCGGAUAUCCUACCGACCCGCAGUACCGCACCUUUCACCACGGAAAGAUCUUUGCCGCCUAGAUCCCCGCAGCCUACAACGUUAGCGCAAAGAAAUCCUUCAACACAAAGAUUUCCUACGAUUACUGCACCACCACCGACGGUCACUAUCGACGAAGCCUUCUGUGAUUUCGGGUCAGUACAAAUGCCACUUUGCGAGUGGCAAAAUGGCAAUGGCGCUUUGGAUUGGACUUCAGGAACUGGAACAGAUACCAACUGGUUGGGUGGACCAUCGGCCGAUGCUAGCGGCUUAAUGGAAGGAGGAUAUGCCUUUCUGGAGACAUCACAGACACCUUCAAAGGAUCUGAAGCUCAAAAGUCCCGGAGGUCUUUUACACAGUCCACAACUGGGCAGCACCGGAGUAUCUGGCACUUGUUUUAUGUUCAAAUACACCAUGGACGGUCUUAGUAUCGCAGGACUACGAGUGCUGCUUCACGUUGGAACGGAUGAGUUCUCAUUUAAGAAGAAACAGCCAGAUGUGACAGAGGAAUUGCCUGUAGAAAAUAUCACAGUGUCUUGCGAACUACCAGAAAUCAUAGAAGAGCGCGUAAUGUGGCACGCACAGUAUUACACGCUCGGAGCAUGGCAGCAGGCUCAGAUACUUUAUACUUACCCUGAAUUACACUCGAUAGUUAUUGAAGGCGUGCCAGUAGACUCCACGGAUCCGUCGCGUCUGUAUCGUGGAUAUAUCGCUAUCGAUGACAUAGAUCUGCAGUCUGGUACGUCGUGCGUUGGAUUCUGUAACUUUGCCGGUGAUUUCUGUAACUGGAACAAUGAUGCGGAAGAUGAUUUCGACUGGACUAUAAGUCGCGGAAGCGGAAAUCCCACGACCGGUCCAGCGAUGGACAGUUCCAGCGACCGUGCCACAGCCGGUGGUUACGCUUUCAUCGAUUCCGGAUUCCCGCGAAGACCUGGCGACACGGCGAAACUCAUAAGUUCAAACUUCCCGGCAACAAUGUUGGAUGCACCAAUGUGCAUGCAUUUCUGGUUCCACAUGUUUGGAACUGGAAUCGGUUAUCUAAAGUUAUUUCUACGUCAUUUUGGUAGUUCAGACACACAGCUACAAGAGAUUUGGGAUCUGUCCGGAAACGCGGGCAAUGCCUGGUUCAUGUCGCAAGUUACAAUCAGCUCCCUCGAUAAUUAUCAGCUAGUUUUCGAAGCGUCAGUAGGAAUCACUGGCAUGGGAGACAUCGCAAUCGAUGAUAUUUCGUAUGGACCAGGUGCUUGCCCUGUUUCACCUCAAGUGGCUGCUCCGAUAUCGCGGGAUUGCACUUUUGAGAUUGAUGAAUGUGAAUGGAUCAACUCGCGAGAUCCAGAUCGUGUCGAAUGGGAAAGGGUAUCUACUCAGGUGUUAGGCCCGAGGAAUCAAAGAAAACCGUAUAGCAGUGGACAUACAGUUAAUCGACGCAACGAAUAUUUUUUGGGUCUUGGACGUCUUCGAGGUGGUCCGCGAUCAUCUGGAGGUGGUACCGCUCAGUUGGUUAGUCGACAGAUGAAUCCGCUCUGCAUCACAUUUUGGUACUUUAUGUUCGAGCCCUUCAUUGAUUCCACAGGACCUAGUUUAGGAGUAUUGCGAUUAUACAUGCAAGUAGAGGGUGAUAGUUUACGAGCUAAACCUAUAUGGCAAUUGUACAAUAAUCAAGGUCCCACAUGGAACUACGCUCAAGCUAACAUCAAUCAAAACACAAACUUUAAUAUCAUAUUCGAGGGCAUUUGGGGUCCGAACAGAGCUACUGGUAGCAUAGGAAUUGAUGAUAUCUCCUUUUAUACCGGAAAUUGCAGCGUGAAACCAAUAAGUGCAGUCGUUCGCCCAGAAGAUUGUAGCUUCGAGAAGGAUUUAUGCGGAUGGGAGAACAUAACUAUUUCAGAUAAUGACCGUGCUGUGAUGUGGCAGCGUGCGUUUCAGGCCCAUCGACCGGCUCAAUUAUUGGACAGAACUUUUGGUGCGCCUGACAAUUUUGUAUUCUUUGACAUCUUUACAACAAACAAGGAAUCAACGAACGUUCAGUUACAAUCGCCUAUUAUCAAUGCCUCGCCCGAUGAAGAGUUUGUAUGUUUCACUUUUUGGUUUGCCGCCUUUGGCGUGGAGGAGUCCACCACUCUACGAGUGAUCAGAAUGCCUACCGAAGAGGUUGAGGGAGAGAAUGAAGGCGAACAGGAGCAAUUAUUAUGGUCAUUGACAGCCAAAGGAUUAAAUAAUCCACGACCGGUAUGGAUGGCAGCACAAGUGGCAGUUAAAGCGCGAACUCCAUAUCGACUUAUUCUUGAGGGAAGCGCCAGUAACGGAGGCUUUGCUGUCGAUGAUAUAAAAUUUCAACCUCUAUCCUGCUCAAUUCGACCAUCCAGUGCUCAGCCAAUCCAAAGCGAGUCUCAAUGA
Mycetomoellerius zeteki is the source of this 3612-nucleotide messenger RNA. RefSeq names its product MAM and LDL-receptor class A domain-containing protein 1-like. Lineage: Eukaryota; Metazoa; Arthropoda; Insecta; Hymenoptera; Formicidae. The transcript is spliced from 16 exons. Gene Ontology annotation, biological process: protein phosphorylation. Gene Ontology annotation, molecular function: protein kinase activity; ATP binding. Gene Ontology annotation, cellular component: membrane. The record is from RefSeq and is a predicted model, not a curated record.